AUGCCAAAGUUGCUUCUGCCAAAGUCAAAGAAAGGCCGCUACGCUGCUCUUAGCUACUGCUGGGGAGAAGUGCCCCAACCUUUCAAGACGACCAGCAAAACUGAGGAGGCAUACAUGAACGAGAUAGCUUGGUCGAAUCUGCCUCAGACAAUCACUGACGCCAUUACUGUGGCUCAACAUCUUCAGAUCCCUUAUCUUUGGGUCGACUCGAUGUGCAUUCUCCAGGACUCCAGAGCGGACAAAGAGCAAGAAAUCUCCAGACUGAGACAAUACUUUCGAGGAGCAUACGUGACGAUAAUUGCUGCUUGUGCAAAGUCUUCAACCGAAGGUUUCCUCGGUGUGCGCCCCAGUUAUAGCCCGAGGGUGCGCUUACCCUUGAAAGAAGUCGGGGACGGUACGCCACCUGCGACAGUGUCUAUUCGACUAGAUCGCUGUCAAUAUAGGCCGUCGGUGGAACCAACUACUAGCAGAGCCUGGACACUCGAAGAAGCGGUACUUUCACCUCGAUCGCUCAUCUUUGCCUCGAACACGCUGCAGUACAGCUGCGAGACUGGAACAUGGUACGCGCGCAGCAAAUUGUCGUAUGGUUCGAAGCAAUUACAUCCACUGACUUUGAGGAACGCCCUCAAGGGGCCGACAGCUGACUCGACGCACGGUGAAGAAGCGCUUGCAAGUAAACGCGUCUAUCUUCGAGUAGCAUGGCUGAGUUUAGUUUCCGAUUAUUCUAGCCGAAAAGUGACUAACGCUCAGGACAAAUUGGUCGCUUUGGCUGCGUUGGCGGAAGAGUUCGCAGUUGUCCUGAGCCAAUAUGACCCAUCUUUGAAUCCGAAGUAUCUCGCGGGAUUUUGGGAGCACGACCUUCUGAAGAGUCUCCUUUGGCAUACUGUGGAUACAACAAGAAGUUCUCGACCAACAAUGUAUCUUGGACCAACCUGGUCAUGGGCAUCGAUCAAUGGUCGAGUGCUUGGCAGUGCCGUGACCUCUUUGGCAUCAACAGUGCUCCCAUAUGGCCCGGUCACAGCAGGUGAGGUCAGGAUUGUCGGCCUUCUGAAGGAGCUGGUCGUCACUUCGAUGCAUGGGCAAAUUGAUAGGUACCAUUACCUGAAAUUGCUUGAUGCAUCACGGAAAGCGGAGGUAUCCGGUGGGCUAAUUCUCGACUCGCCUACCGACGACAUAGCACUCGCUGGGAGGCAAGAUGCGAACGUGGCUGCUUUGGCUUCGAUGCCAUCAACUCAAGAACAGGAAGAUUCCAAUAUACAGGGAUCUGAGGGCCCUGGGAACCAGGCUACCGAGGAUGAUAUCCAAGCCGUCUCAUCAGAGUCGCAAGAUCUUCAGACGGACGUCGAUGAGGACUUGCUGUCUUCGAACAGACAGCUGAAAGAGGAGGUUACCCAGCUCAAGAAAGAACGAGAUAAUUUCAAGCAAGAGGUUGACCAGCUUUUACAAGAGAGGAAAGACUUGCAGUCGAGUCUCGCUCAUACGCAAGACCAGUGCGCCAAAUUAGAAUCGGACCUGGAACAUCUGCAGACCAUCGAAGCAGGUCGGAGCAAUGAAAGCCAGCCGCAAAAGUCUACGAAUGACUAUCCUGAUGAGCUUGCCUCAAAAGCGCCAAGGGUCAGAAGAACUCGACUCCGUGCAAAUGCGGAAGAGAGUCAGGCAACAGCAAGACAUCAAUCGUGGUGA
Messenger RNA from Exophiala xenobiotica, 1683 nucleotides. RefSeq lists its product as uncharacterized. The record is from RefSeq and is a predicted model, not a curated record. Bases 1 to 1683 code for a protein of 560 amino acids. NCBI's taxonomy places the organism in Eukaryota, Fungi, Ascomycota, Eurotiomycetes, Chaetothyriales, Herpotrichiellaceae. The transcript is spliced from 3 exons.